AAUAAUUUGUCAUAAAUCACAGUACUGAAUUUAGUAAAUAGCAAAUCCCGGCAAUACCUAUUCUCUCUCUAGUGGGUGUGAUCCCCACGGCUCUGUGCUGUGCAGGGCUCCCAAGGAGUGCAUAAAUCGAUUCCUAGGGCACGAACGGUCGCAUCAGCAUUUCCCCCGUGGCAUAUUUCAGGCAACCGGGCUGUGUAAGUGAAAGACAGUGACUCAAAUGUUGUUGGCAGGCUGAAGAACAAUGGCUUCCUUCAGCAACCUGACUAUUGGCAUUGCUGUUGCCAGUUUUACUGUAUUUCAGCUCCUGUUCCACGUUUUAAGUUCCUGGGUGUCAACACGAAUAACACGUGGUUUUAAGAAUCUCAGCCAAAAAAGGAAGAUUGAAUGGAAUUCAAGGACAGUGUCCACAUUCCACGCCUUGGUGGUUGGAGGCUUUUGCCUGUAUAUUUUAUUGUACGAUGAUGCUGUCAAUGCUGACCCUCUCUGGGGUGACCCUUCAAUUGUGAAGCUGAAUAUUGCUAUUACCACAGGCUACCUCAUUUCUGAUCUGUUGCUUAUUAUUUUCUACUGGAAGGCAAUUGGUGACAAAUUUUUUGUAAUACAUCACUUGGCAGCUCUGUAUGCUUACUAUUUUGUACUGAGUGAAGGUCUGCUGGCUUAUUUUGGAAACUUCCGUCUCCUAGCAGAGUUCUCCACUCCUUUUGUCAAUCAGCGGUGGUUUUUUGAAGUACUGGGAUAUCCCAAAUCUUCAAAGGCCAACAUCAUCAAUGGUAUGCUGAUGACAAUUGUGUUCUUCGUGGUGAGGAUUGCCGUCAUGCCUGUAUAUUACAGCCAUGUAAUUUCUUCAUUUGGAACAGAAGGUUUCCACAGAUUAGGAUUUGCAGCCCAGAGCGCCUGGAUUAUCUCAAGUGUUGUCUUGGAUAUUAUGAAUGUGAUGUGGAUGGUCAAAAUUGCAAAAGGAUGCUGCAAGGUCAUUUGUCUUAUUGGACAGGAGGAAGCAAAAACUCACAGAAAUGGAAAAUCUGCCUAGAAAUCAUACAUAAAAUGAAAUUUCUGCUAUGAAAAUAAUUUGGGUUCACUGAAACAGUGCACAUUUCUGCCAUGGAAUGCUCCUAUUAUGGAAACAAGGUAUUACCUCUGUACUGACCUUACUCUUUCCCUAGCCACACUGCCUGCACGCCCAGGGCCACGCUUUGCGGAUCCUGUCCAGUGAGGAAUAAGAGCAAAAGCUCACACAGAUGAGUUCCACAUGCCUGUUCUAAGCAGUUGAAAGCAUCAGAAAUUAGAAAGGAGCAGACUGGUUACUUGCUUAUUGUCCACCAGUGUGUUCAAAGUGUUUCUCUCAGGUUUCUCCGAUUAAAAUGUUUUAUAAAUCCAGUGAAUACUGACAUAUCUGUUUUUUUAGAAAAUGAAAAAUUCCCCUAACUCCUGAUAUGGUGCAAUUUUUCCAGGCACGUUUCUAUGUUUUCUUCUAGGAAAAACAAUCAAGAUUUCAUUCUUGACAACUUUUUAAUUUUUGCAAGAAAAGCUAAAAAUUUGGCUUUGAUCCUAUGAAGUCUUUUACUGCUUUUUGUUCUGCCUUAUAUGAAUGCAAACCAUUUUGGGAAAUUUAUGAAAUAAUUUUAUCUAAAAUGCUGUAUUAUAAGACCACAUGAUAUCUUAAAAGCUGUUAAAAGUCUCACUUUGAUGGGAAGGAUUCCCAUUUGCUGUGCUAGGUUACAUGCAGUAGUGCAUCUAAAUUCCCCAUGGAACUUUUUUUGUAAGAUAAUAUGGUAGAUGAUGUGUGGAAAUGGCAUAGUUCUUACUAAAGUGCUUUUUCCUUUGCUGCUACUACCUUUGAGAAGUGCUGCAAUUCUUCUCAGAGUAUUUUUAACCAUUGGCUAUUUGGAUUCAAAGUUUAAUUGCAAAGAUGUAAAAAUCUUCUGUAUAUGUGAUGUGUAAGUAAUACCUUUUUCUUUUACCACAAAAAUGACCUAUUUGAUAUGAAGCAUUGAGGGUUUUUGUCACAUUUUCCUCGUUAAUCAAGUCAGAAAUCUGAGGUGUGACUAAGAACACUCGAAUUAACUGUGCCAAACUCCUCUAAAGCUCUAUGAUAAUUUUGUAGAAGGAACAGAUGACCUCUGUAGACACAAUUGUAGACAUAAUUUUUUUUUUUUUUUAAACCACACAUUUGUCAAUAGAUACUCAGUUACUCUGUCUGUGAACUUGAAGGCUUGGAGGUCAUCAGAGAAGAAUCUCACAGUCUAGGAAUAGUCCUAAAUGUCACUUGUAAUACAAUUUGA
Molecule: messenger RNA, 2282 nt
Organism: Sturnus vulgaris (Common starling)
Lineage: Eukaryota; Metazoa; Chordata; Aves; Passeriformes; Sturnidae
Source: RefSeq, a predicted model, not a curated record